This is a messenger RNA of Zingiber officinale, 1355 nucleotides long. RefSeq names its product ubiquitin-conjugating enzyme E2 34-like. The record is from RefSeq and is a predicted model, not a curated record. The transcript is spliced from 10 exons. NCBI's taxonomy places the organism in Eukaryota, Viridiplantae, Streptophyta, Magnoliopsida, Zingiberales, Zingiberaceae. Bases 382 to 1101 code for a protein of 239 amino acids.
UAGACCCAUUGUCAAUCUGUUCCCCAUUCUACGCUGCCGGGAUUCUCUCUCCCCAUCGCUAUCUCGAUCCUUCUCGAUCACAUCGAUUUCGUAGUUGUCUCGUUGGAUUGCAACGCAGCGGCUCACCGGGGCGACUAUUAUCGCACGAACUUUCUGCGGCGGAUUCGCACAGGUCUUCGUCGAUCUCAACGUUUCGCUGUUCCUUGUGAUCUGAAUUUGGGGUCUGGGAUUUGCCUUAUGGCGGUCGAUUGGUUUCGAUCCGUCUAGUUCAUGAUCGAUCUGCUAAUUAGGAAGCUGACGUCAAAUCAACCUAGCUUUACAAUUGGGGAUUGACGAGGGUUUGAAGACACUGGGUUUAUCAACUUAGUUGGGUUAUAGAAAAUGACAGAUAAGGCCUGUGUAAGACGCCUUCAGAAGGAAUUUCAAGCUCUUUGUAGGGAACCACCUCCACAGAUUGUUGCUCGACCUUCCCCCAGUGAUAUUUUAGAUUGGCAUUUUGUGCUUGAAGGAAGCAAAGGCACACCAUUUGAAGGUGGAUAUUACUAUGGGAAACUGAAAUUUCAACCUGAUUAUCCAUUCAAGCCUCCUAGUAUUAGCCUGAUAACACCCAAUGGACGAUUUUCUACUAACACGAAGAUCUGUUUGUCAAUGAGUGACUUCCAUCCAGAGUCCUGGAAUCCUAUGUGGUCUGUAUCAAGCAUACUGACCGGACUUCUUUCCUUCAUGAUGGAUGAUCACCAAACCACUGGUAGCAUCAAGACAUCUGAUUCUGAAAAGAGACAAUUGGCGAAAGCUUCGCUUGCAUACAAUUGCGAGAGUAAGAAAUGCACGAGUUUUAGGAAGCUAUUUCCAGAGUACGUCGAGAAGUACCAGCAACAGCAUGCUCUUACACAAUCGAUCUCGGAACCUCAGACAAAGGAUGAAGGGAGUCCUCCUUUGACGGCCACCACAGUAGCACCUACAAAACUAGAAGACCAAGACAAGGAGGUUGCAGACCGAGAAGCGAGAAGAAGGCAAUCAAAGCCAGUUCCAUUUUGGCUACUACUCCUGUUGCUCUCCAUCUUUGGCGCUGUGAUGGCCUUGCCAUUUCUCCAAAUGUGAUAUUUGCGUUACAACCGACAAAGUCUGGCACUCGCAGAACCUUCCAACCUUGAGCUAUGCACGAUCUUUUGAUCGUUCUCUCUACUUCAUAAGAAAAAGUUAACAAGAUGUGCAUAUCAUUAAAAUUUUGCACAGGCAGGCGUGCAUCAUCAUCUGCAAGGAUUUUUAGUUGGGUAUUUGUGCUUAUUCUCAACUGUUUUGAUAUCCAGCAUGCACUCACCACACUCUGAUAUAUCCCUAAAUAGAUUCGACCA